GGAGACGCCUUCUAAAGUACUGUAGCUCGUUGUCUGCGCCUAAAUGUCUGGUUACAUUGACGUUAACGUUACAGUCAGGUCAGAACAACGUUUGUGACACAUACGUAGCGAGCCAGCUAGCAAGCUAACGCUGCACUUCGGGGGCAGCUAGCUAAAGAGAUUCAUGGGAACCCAAGAGGAGAGAGAUUGGGUGGACGUGGCCAAUGAUCUUCUCAGCAAGUGUCAUAUUAACCUGAGGCUGAAGAAGGUGACAGACUGUGACGCCAAUGUCUUUGUUGCUUUGUAUGAAGCGAUCUUGGGGGAAAAGGUUCCAGAUUAUAUUGCUGCCCCGAGGAGUCAGGAGGAUGACGUCCACAAUGUGCAGUCGGUGAUUGACUCCCUAGCUCUGGAUUACCUGCAAAUCAGCUUGUCUCACAUUACAGGUGAGAACAUUGUAACGGGAGACAAGGACUCCAUUAAAAACCUGAUUGAGAUUUUUGAUGGGCUGCUGGAGUACCUCACCGAGCAAAUAAGUGAGGAGGAGUCGACGCAUGGAGCGGCGGCAGAGCCGAACGGCGCGGCCUUCAGGGGAGCGCCCCACAGCGCAGCCGCGGGGACCGAGCAGCCAGGGGAGCAGGACGAGGGCACUUUGCGGGACAACCUAUCCCACUGCUCCAGCCUGCAAUCUACCGUCCAAUCUAGCAAACAUUCCCUCCCUUCCUGGAGUGCAGACGGGUCAGAGUCAACCUCAGAGCUCAUUCGCUUAGGAGAUUCUGCCCGGACAUUUACAGCCAAACACAGAGUUAGCAGGAGUAGUAGUGACCAGUCAAAUGGGCCGUGCAGUGCAGAGCGGGCCGGUGGGAUCCACCGGACUGAUAUUUCCAGUUCUCGGCCGGGACUGGCGGCAUCACACAGCAGAGAGGAGGUGGAUGCAGCCCUCCUGCCUCCAGGACCUGACCCGCUGGAUCUCCCAAGCACCAGUGCGACUCUCCUGAGAGAGCCGCUCCGCUCCGCCAUCCCGCUUCUGCCCCCCUACCAGACCACCCCGCAGCGGCCGGACAGACGGCCUCAUUCCGGCAGCCAUUCCCCUGCCAGCGUGCCCAGCCACAGGGGGGAGGAUGAGGAUCGGGCUCCGCCCAUCAUCGCUGCUGUACGUUCUAACAGCCAGUCCCCCAGGCCACUGUCUGACACCAUUCCCGUUAAUGGCCUGCAAUCUCCAUGCCGCUUCCUGGAUGAGAAUGAGGGGUCAGCAUCCAGUCAGAAGGCGGUCAGUGUGGACGUGGACGGGGAUCAGGCAGAGCCUUCCAGCGCUGGAGCCAGGAGGGUGCUGUUCCGCACCGAGCCCGACGUCCUCUUCCUCACCCUGCAGAGCCGGAGCAGAGAGGGCAGCGAGGAGGACUACGGUCGCAGCGGCUCCUCCAGGAAACCGGAGCACAGGGCUCACAGACAGCGGACAGGGCCCAGAGGGGGCAGCUUGCUGGGCGAGGACCUGCACAACGCGCCCCUGUCCUGGCACAGACAGAGGAACAGACAGACGGAGGAGGAGCUGCACCAUAUGUCCGAAAAACUAACCCGCCGGCUAGAGGAGCUCGACUCCAUGCUGAAGCGGGCCCUGGGGGAGGGAGCCGAGACGACGGACACCAAGGAGGAGGAUAAACAGUCUCACCACAGCGACAGCGUCAUGGAGUGUCGCCGGACCAAGAGACAGACCGGUACGCCGCACACCUCGAAAUCCUCCCGCACGCGCUCCCUGUCCCCCUCGCCCCCGCCCCCUCGCCGCUCCCCGCAGGCCAAAGCGGAGGACGCGCUGGCGCGGGGCUCCCAGCACCACAGGUCCAGCACACGCAGACGCGAGCUGCACGAGCUGGAGAGCCGCCGCCGACUGGGCCAGAUGGUAGGCAAAUCCUAUGAGGAGGAGCUGAAGAGGCUUGAGGAGAGAGAGCGUGCAGAGAUCGCCAGGGAGCGAGAGAGAGCCCAGAACACGGAGAGGGAGUACAGAGAGGCCAUCCGGAAAGAGGCCGGCCCCCGCACAGCGAAACCGUCCCGAGUCUUCAGCCCCAAAACGCCAACCCAGCAGCGGCCUCCCAGGACACGGCACCUGACCCCUAGCAGGGCACGGCCACCUCCCCGAAAGCCCGCUCCAAUGAAAGUAAAGGAGAAUGACUUCCUGCCCCUGCUGCUGGAGGAGUUCCCCCACCUGCAGCUCUCGCCUCACACUCUCUCUCGCAUGUGGAAGCAGCAGCUCAAGCAGGUGGACUAUCUGGGAAACAACCAGCACAGUCGCCACAAACUGGCCAACCAGGUGGAGGAGGCGCAGAGGCGACACGACCUCCUGGCGGAAAUCAUCCGAAAAGAGCACGAGCACAACCAUCGGCUGAGGGACUUCAAGGAGCGGAUCCAGCAGCAGAAGUCGGCCCAGAACAAGCUGAAGGAGCAGAGGCGGCAGAUCGCCCGGGCCAAGAAGUACUACAGCGACUACCACGUGCAGAUGCGGGCGCGCAUGAUGAGGGCCCGCACUCGAGAGGAGAGGAUGCUGAAACAGGUAUUUGAGGAGGGCCUGGAGCUGCAGAAGGCUCGUCUGAGGGAGGAGCGGGCGUACGCCAAGGAGAAACGCCAGGAGCACCAGCGCCGACACCGGGACGAGCUGGAGUCCAUGGAGAACUACUACAAGAACCAGUUCUCAUUGUUGGCUGAAACUCUUGCCCAAGAAAGACAAGAAAUCCAAAUACGAAAGAAGGCCCAGGAAAAGGCCCUUCAGAAGAUGAAGAGGGAGCUGCGCAGCAAGAUGGAGAGAGAGAUCGGUGAGUUACAGAAAAUCAUUAUUCAGAACGAUGACGACGACUACUUCUGGGACCUGGAGGUUGAGAGGCUACGAGGCAAAGUGCAAAUGGCUUCAUUCCAGCACAGCAACAGCCACCUGCCCUGAAGUGCUUGGCUAACGGCAUACAGCCAUCCACACAAUUCCGCUGCUAGACUUCCACGUGACUGACUUAUAUGGUUCCGAAACCUUUUAGAUCGAAUCCUUCUGUUGUGCACUUCUGUAGUGUGAAUUUAUUUUGUGACAAAGCAAAGACCGUGACCAUGAAGGCUGUUUCUCUUAAUGUACUGGGACCAUCAAGCACCAAGGAUUCAACACUAAUAAUGAGGAUGUUUUCAUGGUGGAUUUGCAACUUUGUUUUUUUUUUACUCUCAAAUUUUCUUAACUACAUGCUGGACUUUCUCUUCCUAACGUCUUAAACACUGUUAAAUGAUUGCUGCAAGCAAAACUCGGUUUUACAUUAUUUAUUAAAUCUCGAUUCAGGUUUUUGGUUAUUAAAACUAAUCCAUUGUGUUGUGCAUUUUGAUCACUAGGGGGAGCCAACAAACCGAAAUCUGUAACUGCUCGUGUCUUACAUUCAGUGAAGAUUAAUUUAGGACCGCAGUGACGUCCGAUGAGCAUGUUUUUGGGCCAGACCGCUACCUUGACAGGAGCGUGAUGCUUAUAUUGACAUACUAUACUGUCCUCAAUCAUUGCAUGAAACAUUCCAAUACUUGAAUUAUAGAAUCCCCAAGCCAUUUUCUAACCUACUUAUGAAAUCCAUCCACUGACUUCUCCCUGAAGGACCCCCCUCCUCCCCCCUUUUUGUACAAAUGUUGAAAUAAGACCUGCAACACAAUGUUAUAUUAAACAUUAUGCUGUGAGGUGCAAACAGCAUAGAGUUUAUUGCUCAUCAUCUGCAUGGGUACAAGAAUUUUUUUUUUUUUUCCAAAUGUUUUUUCUUUUUUCAUACAGGUGUCAUUAAGCUCACAGAACAGCUGGUGUGAAUGCUAAACACACACUGUAAUAAAUACAAGCAGAAUGGAAAUGAGGAAAAAAAAGGUGGAGCAAAUUCAAGACGGCAGAGAAUUUAAUCAGAACCAAUUGCACACACAACAAAAUACAAAAAAAAAAAAAUGAUAGUGUAUUACGUACAUCAAAUUGCACCAGUCAGCUAUAGAGAGAUAUAGUUCUGCUAGUGGAACAUGCUACAUGAAGCAACAGGCUGUAUAUCCAAACUGACUUGAUACAAGAGCAACUCUCCUCGCAUUCAAAGGCGUGUCUUCGUGAGAACAGAGCAGGAAUAAUGCACAGUAAUGUAGUGUGAGUAACUGGAAGAGGCAGAGCAGAGGACAGUGUGAGCACUGGACGUAAAGGGGAGAUCACUAUAUAGAAGUCAAUCAGUCCAUAAACUAGCUAUUUGGUAAAUAGAUGGAAGUUGCCAGUUUUGAACAACUUAAGUCUGUACGUGUGCAAACUAUUUUUUUUUCUUUUUUAUUUAAGUUAAAAGAUAAAUUAAAGGUUCUGUGAUCCGCAUAUGAACAAUAUCCUAUACUGUACAAAGCACCAUCUCAGGAUACUUAAUUGUCUUUAUCCAGAGGCUAAAUAUUUUAAAUUUUGCAUACACACUAAAAAAAAAAAAAAAAGAAAUAAAAAAAAAUAAUUUUGUGUGUAUGCAAACUUUAAGAACAGUCCAUGGUCAUAAUAGAUUGCUAUUGACAGGCAGCAUUAAACAUUCAAAAGAAUUUAUGAAUCAACACAUGAGUUUACAGGGGGAGAAAGCUGAAAAUAAAUAUUAAAAGUCCAUACUUGCAGAGCUGUGUUGGGGGGGAGGGGGGGAUGCAAAAGGUUUAUGCCAUUAAAUCUCGACCUCAGUCCCCCAGAUCGAAGGGCUUGUGGAUCUCAACGCGAGAGACGAGCUCGCACCUCUGCUGAAUGUCUUAUGGGAGAGGGUCACAGGUUAGACUUGAGAAUGGCAGUUCCUCAGUAUGUUUGAGACAUGCUUCCAUGAAAGGAAUAUACAUUUGUCUGGUCGCACUGUCAGCUUUACAAAAACGAAACGCAAAAAAAAAAAAAAAAGAUACAUCACCUGAGAAUGUGAAUGUGUGAGGUCUGUGAUAUACUGGUAUGUUAAAGGACAGGAAAGACAAGCCAUAUACAAAAUAUAUAUAUUUUUAUAUAUAUUUAUAUAUUUAUAUAUAUACUCGAAAAGUACAGGUAUAUAUAUUUCCAAUGCAUUAUGGUUUGAGUAUAAUGUUGUAUUAUGUUUUAUGGCAUUUGAAACAAAUAUGACAUAAGCACCUCCCGCCCCCAACAAGUUUGUAAAGUGCUCAGGAGCUGCAAGGAGAAUUCCUGCCUUCGUAAGUGGAUGUCAGUUUUAAAACACAGAAAUCUUCCUUGAAUUGCACUUCCUAUGGGAAAGAAGGCAUCUCGGGGGUGGAACAUGCGUUCACUCCGCCCCUGCUGAAUGGAUGUGCACCUUCAGGUUAACAGGAGUGGUUAUGCAGCGUACUGCUGGACUGAUGCACUCUACACACUUCCUCUUUACAGGGGCUCAGAAGUCUGAGAGACACAAAAAUGACACCACACCGAUAUGCAAACGCACACGACGACGAUGGAUGGCGUUAACCGCCCGGUGAAGCUAGCGGCCUAUGGCACGCGGAGGGCAAACAAGAGGAAGAUAUCUGUGUUUUCAAGACACUGCGCUUCAUACCUGCCUCUCAACUUCCUGUUGGAGAGUGGCUUUCAAAAGGUUUUUCAGGUUCAUCCAUCAGGAAUCCAUGAACUUCAUUCAAGCUUAACUCUUUCACAAAUAAGUCUAUAAUUUAAACAUUAAUACUUUGAGCAUUUAAAAAAAAAAAGGAAUUUCUAAGAUGCGGUUUAGAAUUCUGGAAU
Molecule: messenger RNA, 5671 nt
Organism: Megalops cyprinoides (Indo-Pacific tarpon)
Lineage: Eukaryota; Metazoa; Chordata; Actinopteri; Elopiformes; Megalopidae
Product: centrosomal protein of 95 kDa-like
Exons: 22
Coding region: 164-2905 (913 amino acids)
Cellular component (GO): centrosome; spindle pole
Source: RefSeq, a predicted model, not a curated record